Molecule: messenger RNA, 1817 nt
Organism: Gadus chalcogrammus (walleye pollock)
Lineage: Eukaryota; Metazoa; Chordata; Actinopteri; Gadiformes; Gadidae
Gene: enam
Product: enamelin
Exons: 7
Coding region: 37-873 (278 amino acids)
Source: RefSeq, a predicted model, not a curated record
UAUAGGGUCUAUCAGUCCAUCUCGCAGUCAAAGUAGAUGACUGUGUUUUACCUGAAGCAUUCAUUUUCAGCUGUUCUUGUCAAGACGAAAAGGGAGACAAUGGGGCCGCUGCUGCUUUUGGUCUGCAUGCUGGGAGCAACGCUCGCAGCUCCUGUCCCAGAAAGUGGAAGCAAUGAGCAGGUGGCAGCACAUGCUAAUGCUGCUCUGCAUUGGAUGGAGAUGUACCGGAGCUCCCUGCAGCUGGGUUCCCCGAUGGAGGAGCAAAUGAUGGGUGACGCACCUGCUGCAGACCUUCCCGCUCCUCCGGUCAGUGAUGACUCAGAGGAAGAGGAGGAAAAAGCCGCCGCAGCCCCCAAAGCAGCCGCCGCCGCCCCGCUGAACUCGGAGGAGGCUGGCGAGGACGGAGCCGAGGAGGAGGAAGCGGCAGAGGCGGCCGAAGAGGAACCUGCGGCCGAAGAGGAACCUGCGGCCGAGGCAGAACCCGCGGCCGAGGCAGAACCCGCGGCCGAGGCAGAACCCGCGGCCGAGGCAGAACCUGCGGCCGAACCCGCGGCCGAAGGGGCUACUGAAGCUGUUGCCGAGCCUGCUGCCGAAGCUGCCGCUGUCGACCCGGCCGUAGUGGAGGCCCCUGCUGCGGAGGUAGUCCCAGCCGACGCCACUCCCGUGGUGGAGGCGGCCGCUGUGGAGGCUCCCGCGGUGGAGGCUCCCGCGGUGGAGGCUGCAGCGGUGGAGGUUCCCGCCGCGGAGGCUGCCGCGGUCGAGGCUCCAGUGGUCGAGGCUGCAGCGGUGGAGGCUGCCGUGGUAGCGGUGGAAGCGGUGCCAGAGCUGGUGGUACUAGCGGGUCCCGUGGAGGUCCAGGCUGGGACAGCGUAAUCGCCCCAGUUUGUCACCUCAGUUUCUCUCCUACUGACCUGAGUAUUAUGUCUCAGUAGGCCUAGGUCAUGUUAAUAAGUAGCCCACUGACGGCGGCAGAUUUUUUGUCAUUUUGCCGGAUCAUUGGACAGAUCACAGGCCGCAUAUGGUCAGCCCAGACUGAUGUUAUUUUUCUUAUGUCAUUUACUUGAUGAUGUUUGUGAUGAUCUGUGAAAAUAAAUAGGCCUAUGUGGUGGUUGAAUGCAUCCACUCAUCAGGUUUAUUGUAUCACACUUAAAACGGAUCAAAUUGAUUAAAAGGUAACCAUUUACAAUAAGGGUACAAUAAUGAACUAUCAAUCUAAAUUAGUUAAUGCGAUUAUAAGCAUUAUCUAACAAUAACAAGAAGAUAAUUAACUUCUUAACGAAUAAUGGUGUAGUAAUUGUUGCAUAUUCUCGAAGAAAGUUGUCCAAUCCCCAGUUCAUUUAUUAUAAAGUCUGCAUGUUUCGGUAUGGUAACUGAAGCUAUACGGAGGGAAUUGUAUCUAACACGUGGAGAGGAAAAUACCGUGAUCUACUUCAAGCCCCCCAUGGCUUAGGCCCGGGCGGCUCUCUGCCCGUCUACCUAUUGAUCUCUGGCCUGUUCCCUCGACGUCCUCCGUACAGGACGUCAAGUGGGUAACUUAAUUAAAGGUGAAGUGGGAGCAGCCUUCAAUAACGUCAUGCUCCCCUUGUGGCUAUGUGAGGGUAACGCAGCUUAUAUGUUUGGUCCUACUUCCUAGUGGACAAGUGAGGGAAGCUUAGAUUCUUAAAAUACGUAACAUAGUCAUUACUUGUUAACUAAGUCAGUUAUCGAUUUAUACUUUUUCUAAUAGCACACAAAUUAAUAUAUUUGUUGUAUUAUAUUGAAUGAUUACUAGACCAUAAAUUAACUGUAAAUAAGCCCUUAGUUCACAUCACUCAUUG